AUGUCUCCAAAUAAUAGACAUGCUGCUCAAAUACAUGGCUUGGUCGGAAAGCCGCUACUAUAUUUUACCAGUGUCUUUGUGUCGUUGGGCGUUUUCCUAUUUGGUUAUGAUCAGGGGGUCAUGUCUGGAAUCAUUACAGGCUGGUAUUUUAAGGACUACUUUAACCAACCGUCGCGGGCUGCAAUCGGCACAGUUGUCGCGAUCCUCGAGGUUGGAGCGCUCAUAUCUUCGUUACUUGUGGGACGGAUCGGCGACUUGAUAGGGCGCCGCAAAACUAUACUCUAUGGAUCCAUUGUAUUUUUCAUCGGUGGUGCAUUCCAAACAUUCGCAACGGGGUUGCCCAUGAUGAUGGUUGGUCGUGUCAUCGCGGGUCUGGGAGUUGGGGCAUUGUCGACAAUUGUGCCUGUUUAUCAAUCUGAGAUAUCGCCACCACACAAUAGGGGUAAACUGGCAUGUAUCGAGUUCACUGGAAAUAUUUCAGGUUAUGCAGCCAGCGUGUGGGUUGACUAUUUCUGUAGCUUUAUUGACAGCAACUAUUCGUGGCGCCUGCCAUUGUUGUUCCAGUGUGUCAUGGGUGCUCUUCUUGGCCUAGGAAGCCUCAUAAUCUGUGAAUCCCCCAGGUGGCUUUUGGACAAUGAUCAUGAUGAGGAAGGCAUGGUGGUAAUUGCAAAUCUUUAUGGUAAAGGAGACUUGCACAACGACAAAGCUCGACAGGAAUACAGGGAUAUUAAAAUGGACGUUCUCUUAGGACGACAAGAAGAUCAAAGAUCUUAUGCUGAUAUGUUCAAGCGAUACCAUAAACGUGUUCUGAUAGCCAUGUCUGCGCAAGCAUUAGCGCAGCUGAACGGGAUCAAUGUCAUAUCAUAUUAUGCACCCCUCGUCUUCGAAUCAGCAGGCUGGGCAGGGCGUGACGCAAUUCUCAUGACUGGCAUCAACGGGAUCUCAUAUCUCGCAUCCACUGUUCCACCGUGGUACCUUGUGGAUCGCUGGGGAAGGCGUCCAAUUUUGCUGUCUGGAGCAGUUGCUAUGAUUAUUUCGCUCUCCUUGAUAUCAUACUUUAUCUAUAUCGACGUUGCCGCAACACCCACCCUCACAGUCAUCCUUGUUAUGAUCUACAAUGCUGCGUUUGGCGCCUCGUGGGGCCCCAUACCUUGGUUAUACCCCCCUGAGAUCCUGCCCUUGAGCAUUCGCGCCAAGGGUGCCAGUCUUAGCACAGCCGCUAACUGGGCUUUCAAUUGGCUUGUUGGGGAAGUUACACCUGUCCUUCAGGCUGCGAUAAAAUGGCGACUUUAUCUUGUACAUGCCUUUUUUUGUGCAUGCAGUUUCGUGCUUGUUUACUUUUUAUACCCAGAAACUAGUGGCGUCCGACUGGAAGAUAUGAAUAUUCUUUUUGGAGAUGCCACUACAGCCAUGCCGACACCAACUACUCAAGGAGAGCGUGGUUCUCUCAUGGGUGUUGGUUCCCCCGUGCCUUCCCUGGAUAUUCGAAGGCAGCAUGCCCAACCUGGUGCAGGAAAUGCCAUUCCUGGGUUGGAAAUCGACCCCCCAGGCAUUAAUAAUGAUGGCCCCAGUGAAUCCAGUCCAACUGGCUCUCGGGAGGAAGAUCGCGGCAGAUCUGAAGGGAUUGGCGGGCCUGUUGUCACACCCUGGGAUCUCACAAUGGUACCUAACCUGUAA
Molecule: messenger RNA, 1677 nt
Organism: Aspergillus wentii DTO 134E9
Lineage: Eukaryota; Fungi; Ascomycota; Eurotiomycetes; Eurotiales; Aspergillaceae
Product: putative MFS monosaccharide transporter
Exons: 7
Coding region: 1-1677 (558 amino acids)
Biological process (GO): carbohydrate transport; transmembrane transport
Cellular component (GO): membrane
Molecular function (GO): carbohydrate:proton symporter activity
Source: RefSeq, a predicted model, not a curated record